GGUACAACUUGUUAUUAUUAAACCAAGCAUAACCUUUUAUUCGGAGUUUCGAUUUAUUUUAAAUUCCAAACAAUAGAAUCUUCCACGAGACAGUUUAAAUGCUUCAAAAUCGAGUGUUUUAAGUGAAAAUACGUGUGUAUAAAGCCAAAAAGAUGUUUUGCGUUCAAGAAGCCGAACAUUCUGACCCCUUCGCAAACGCAGAGAACGACCCUCUCAGCAACACAACACAAUCAGAGUCCAGCGAUGAAGAACCAGCUGCCAAACGUCACAAAGCCUUCAGCAACUCAUCCUUCGACUUACAAGUUUACCAAAUCCCAGCUUUCAACACCCCAAAGUCCUUAUCCAUAUUCCCUUCCACACAAACGUCUACGCUGCCAAAGUUCGUCAACAAUCCCUUAAACUUAGCCAAUCCAUUAUCUCUAACGAACACUGCAAUCAAAAAUUCCAACAGUAUCGUCAAGAAUCUCCACUCGAGGUAUUCUUUGCCAGCGAAAUUGACUAUUACUCCGGUGACGACACCAAGUAAGAAUGAAUCGGGAGAAGUGGUCAGGUAUAAGAAGAACGGAGAGGUGGCUAAGAAGAGAGGGCCUCCGAAAGGGUACAAGAGGAAACCGAAGGGCCCUAUGUUUGAUGCGAGCGCCCUUUUGCAGAAUACGGCCUUGUUACAAGCCCACAAUAAGAUCCUCACGAGCCUGCUAGCUGCGUCCCAUUCGUCCAUGAGCAUGGCGUCGGGCCCGUCGGUCUCCAUGCCGCCGCCGCCGCCGCCGCCGCAGGUUAAAGUGCCGGAAGGCCACGAGCUGGUAGAGAUGCAGCUGGACCCGGCAGACUGGUUUCCGGCGGAGCCCUACCGCAUGGUGUUCAGUCGCAAGAAGAAUCCCAAGUGGAAGAACUUUCCCUACAGAUGCGAGCACUGUUUUAAGGGCUACCGCGUAGUGUCAACUCUUCUCACGCACGCCGCAGAGCGCCACGGCUGCGUGCCCAAAGACAUGGCCAUCCCGUGUCCUUGCUGCCCGCACGUGUCCACGCGGCGGAAGCAGCACAAGAAACAUUUAGAGACCCACGAGGGACGCCGCAGGAGAAUAUUCUGCCUCUACUGUCUGCCUCCGAGUGAGUAA
Ostrinia nubilalis (European corn borer) is the source of this 1115-nucleotide messenger RNA. RefSeq lists its product as uncharacterized. Lineage: Eukaryota; Metazoa; Arthropoda; Insecta; Lepidoptera; Crambidae. The transcript has 5 exons. The coding region runs from base 153 to 1115 and encodes 320 amino acids. The record is from RefSeq and is a predicted model, not a curated record.